CAACAGUGUGGUGGUGUGGUCGGUCUGUUGUCGCCGAGUAUUCGUUUUUUGAUUUUUCCAUUAAAUCUUCCACAAACCGGAACUUGCUGAAAAUUAAACAAGUCUGUGGUACUUUGUGGAGCAAUGCAAACGCAAUAAAUCGGUGUGUGCGUAAAUAAUGAACAAAUAAUAAAAUUGUGAUUUUUGUGCGACAACCAACACUAAGCCAGCAAUAACAAUAGCAGCAGCAGCAACGGCAACAACAACACAGGAAUAACCGCACUGCUGUCUGACAGUUGGUGUUGUGUGCUUGUGUGUGUGCGUGUGUGUGCGUGCUUGCCUGCAUAAGUGUGUUCGUGGUGUUGCUGUUUUAAUUUUUAUACACUUUUGUGUGAAGUAGCAGCAGCAGCAGCAGCAGCAACAGUAGGAGCAGCACAGAAUAACACAAAAUAGCAAAAUGGCGCACCAACAGCAACAACAACCGCUUGCUCCAUCGGUGAAUUGUUCAUUAGACGAUAUCGAUUUGACUGCUCUGAAGGAUCCAGCUGGCAUCUUUGAGCUCAUCGAAGUCGUUGGCAAUGGCACCUACGGUCAAGUCUAUAAGGGGCGUCAUACAAAAACUGGUCAGUUGGCUGCCAUAAAGGUGAUGGAUGUCACCGAAGAUGAGGAGGAGGAGAUCAAGCUCGAAAUCAAUGUGCUUAAGAAAUUCUCAAAUCAUCGAAAUAUCGCCACAUAUUAUGGUGCUUUCAUUAAGAAAUCGCCACCGGGCAAAGAUGAUCAACUCUGGCUGGUGAUGGAGUAUUGUGGUGCCGGUUCUGUAACCGACUUGGUCAAAUCCACCAAGGGACAAAGUCUCAAAGAGGAAUGGAUAGCCUAUAUAUGUCGCGAAAUAUUGCGAGGUCUUAGCUAUUUGCAUUCCAAUAAAGUCAUUCAUCGUGACAUCAAGGGACAGAAUGUGCUGCUCACCGAUAAUGCAGAAGUCAAACUGGUAGAUUUUGGUGUAUCAGCGCAACUGGAUCGUACGAUAGGCAGACGCAACACAUUCAUUGGCACUCCAUACUGGAUGGCGCCUGAGGUUAUUGCCUGCGACGAGAAUCCCGAUGCCACAUACGACAAUCGUUCGGACUUGUGGUCGCUGGGCAUCACAGCGCUGGAAAUGGCUGAGUCACAGCCGCCACUAUGCGACUUGCAUCCGAUGCGCGCGCUCUUCUUGAUACCGCGAAACUCGCCACCGCGCCUCAAAUCAAAGAAAUGGUCGAAGAAGUUCCAAGGUUUCAUUGACACGGUGCUAGUGAAAGACUAUCAUCUGCGGCCUUACACCGAGAAUCUGCUGAAGCAUGCCUUCAUUAAGGAUCAGCCAACGGAUCGCCAGUCACGCAUACAGCUCAAGGAUCACAUCGAUCGCUGCAAGAAGCGCAAGCAGGAGAAGGACGACUAUCGCUAUUCCGGCUCGGACAAUGAUGAUGAUGAGCCGCAGCUUGCCGGUGAGCCGAGCUCCAUUGUGCAGGCACCUGGUGGUGACACGUUGCGUCGCAACUUUCAACAAAUCCAGGAAGGCCGCCUUGCAGCCGAACAGCAGCAGCAGCAACAUCACCAGCUCAUGGUCCAGGCUCAAGCUCAAGCAGCGGCCGCUCAUGCCGCAGCCCAAGCGCAACUGCAUCAGCAGCAGGCGGCGCUUGCAGCUCAGCAGGCGCAACAAGCGCAGCAGCAGCAGCAGCAACAGCAGCAGGCGCAGGCACAACAACCGCAGGCUAAUCGGCAGCAGAAGCCGCCAUCGCGUCAACAAAUUGACGAACCCGGUCCACCGGCGCGCCCACAAGUGCCGCAACGUUUAAUUGUGGUGCCGGAUCCACAGCAUGCCAAUCGGCCAUUGCCACCGACUCCGAAAUGCGGCGAGCCCGCUGCUCAAACGCCCGCUCAGCAGCAGCGAAAUUCGCAGAAUAACUUCAAGCCAUCGUUACCACCAAGGAGACCUGAGGAUCAUUUGGAUGUGUUAGCAGCACAAUUAAAUGAAUUGGCCGUCAUCUCUCUACAGCCGCAGCCACAGACUGCUACGGGCGGAGGACAGCAGCAGGCACAGCCGGAGGCGCCGCCCCGUAAUAAUCGACAAUCUGGACCACCAACUGGCAAUGCUGGCAUUUCAGUAUCGGCUUCAUCAUCGAAACCGGCCGCUGCAUUGCCACAGUCGAAUAAUCAUUUGGUACAGCCGAUUAAUCCCUUGGAUCCCUUGGAUAGCAGCGAUUCGGAUAGCGAACCGGAUGAGCCCAACGAUCGGGCACGCAAUGAUGGCACACUGCUAGCCAGUGAUCCGCCGAAACCGCUGCCCAACGUUGGACCCAUUUCGGAGGACACAACGACCACACCGUUGACCCAUGGCAGUGGUGGGCCACCAAAUCGCCCGUUGCCACCGACGCCCGAUGAUGAUGAUCAGGCUGGAGAUCGCACAUUGAUAAUGAAGCGGAAACUAGAACAGAACUUAAAUCGCUUACAAAAAUCCGCCUCCACAUCGCAUGCGAACCAACCGAUAUUGGCGUCCAAACGUUCAGAUGAAGCCAAACUCUUGCAGGACUGGAAUAUUGAUAGGUUCUUUCCCAAGAACAACAACAAUAACAACAGCAACAGCAACAACGGCACUCGCAACCGCGAUCUCAGCACCACGGCCAGUCUUAGUCGCACCUCCCAGCAGAGCACUUUAAAAUUGGACACGAAACUGCAACGGGCGAGCAUGGCCGAAGGUAUUGGACGGGCGGUGCCAAGUGGCUAUCAGCCCCUAAAAAACCCCACAGCCAUCACUGCCGCAGAGCGCUCUUCCACGCCACUAAGCACCAGCUCUUCCGAUACGUCCACAGCGUCCUCGACGCUUAGUGGCGCCCAAAAAGGGGGGGCAGCAGUCGCCGCAAUGCCAAAGCACAAUCGCCAAGAGUCCGACUCGAAGCUGCCCUCGAAUUUUGUGCGCGGCUAUCGACGUGAGAACUCGGACUUCCUACUGAACACCAAGCGCUAUUCGGCGGUGAUAAGCAAUGCCAGUGCUCAGCUACAGUCGCCAGUGACCAGUCAGGCGCAAAGAUCAAGCGCCGUUUUCCAAAGGAACAGCAUUUACAGCAACAACAACAAUAACAAUAACAGCAAACAGACACAGCCAAAGGAGGUAGCGGCUUCAUCCUCGGCCGCCACCAAGUUCAAAAAGUCCAGCAGCACAACUGCCGCACCAACAACAACAACAACAACAGCUAAGUCACCUGCCGCCAAGAACAGUUGGGCCAAUUUAGAUUUCUUCCAUCUACGUCGCGAAAAGACUGAGUCGGUCAUAAUGGGGCGUAGUGCCGCGGCACGUGCUCGGCAGCUACAACUGCAACAGCAACAACUGCAACAACAACAGCAACAGCAGCAGAAUCGCGGGGGAGGCGGCGGCGGCGGCGAUAGCAGCGGCCUUGGAACUCCGGGUACCCGUACCAGUAGCGUGCUGCCGGAUUUACUCACUCAGGCAUCGCCGGCAACGCCACCACGCCAUGAUAAAUCAUCCAGUGAGGAGUAUCAAGCGGCCAUUAGUUCAUCCGUGCAUUCCACGCCAUCGAAAUCGUUUAUCGCUAGCAGCGGCAGUGGCGGCCUCGGUCUUGGGGGCGGUAGUGUCGUCGGUGGCGUAAUUAUUAGCAGUAAUAAUUCCCCACAGUCGACCAUCUCGCUAGCCUCAUCGACAUCGAAUUCGCGUCAGAAUUCACCAAAGAAUUCGAUUAGUAAAACGCGUUCUACCAGCAGUAUUACUAAUUUAUUGCCUAAAUCUGCUUCUUCCUCUUCUGCGAACAUUCUCCAUCUGACGACCUGUUCGUCCAUGUCGAACGCUUCGAUACAUGGUUCGUCAUCGGCUGCCGGCGGAAAUGUCAAUUUACCACCACAUGCCCAUGCCCUACAACAGAAGCAACGCAGUUUCCUUACAUUCGGUUUCGGAGCCGGCGGCUCAGGGCCGACACGUCGUGAAGCACAUGUCAAUGUAAAUGUAACACCCACAUCUCAUGAGGCGGCUAACGAUACGCCCGAAAUACGUAAGUAUAAGAAGCGUUUCAAUUCGGAGAUCUUGUGUGCGGCAUUGUGGGGCGUCAACCUGCUAAUUGGCACAGAGAAUGGACUCAUGCUACUGGAUCGUUCCGGACAGGGAAAGGUCUACCAGCUCAUCUCGCGUCGUCGAUUCCAACAAAUGGAGGUGCUGGAAGGUCAGAACAUAUUGGUUACCAUAUCGGGCAAAAAGAAUCGUGUGCGUGUCUAUUACUUAUCUUGGCUCAAAUCCAAAAUCCUACGCACCGAUGGACUCUCCGAUCAAGUGGAGCGUCGCAAUGGAUGGAUAAAUGUUGGUGAUCUACAAGGUGCUGUACAUUUUAAGAUUGUCAAAUACGAGAGGAUUAAGUUCCUAGUGAUUGCAUUAAAAGACUCGAUUGAAAUUUAUGCGUGGGCGCCCAAACCAUAUCACAAAUUUAUGGCAUUUAAAAAUUUUGGUGAAUUGGACCAUCGCCCACUUCUGGUCGAUCUCACAAUUGAGGAUCAAUCGAGACUGAAAGUGAUUUACGGUUCUGCUGAGGGUUUCCAUGCGGUUGAUCUAGACUCCGCUGAAGUAUACGAUAUCUAUCUUCCUAAGCAUACUCAGGGUGCAAUCAUUCCGCAUUGUAUUGUGGCGCUUCCAAACUCAAAUGGCAUGAACUUGCUGUUGUGCUACGACAAUGAAGGCGUCUAUGUGAACACUGCUGGUCGUGUUUCCAAGAACAUUGUUCUGCAGUGGGGCGAAAUGCCUACAUCAGUGGCUUACAUAGGCACUGGACAAAUUAUGGGCUGGGGCAAUAAAGCAAUAGAGAUACGUUCCGUGGAGAAUGGCCACUUGGAUGGUGUGUUUAUGCACAAGAAGGCGCAACGCUUGAAAUUCCUCUGCGAGCGCAAUGACAAAGUAUUCUUCAGCAGUGCCAAAGGUGCUUCAUCGUGUCAAAUCUACUUCAUGACGCUCAACAAGCCAGGCAUGGCCAACUGGUAAAAAUGGCAGCAGCAAAAAACAAGAAAAAACAAAAAAAAAAAAACAAAAAUAAAAAAAAACAAUUAAAACAAAAAAAAAAACAAAAAAAGAAGAAGAAGAAGAGUAUAGAAGACGGUAAUGGUGCCGAUGAUGAUCGUGUUAGUGAUGAAGACAGCAGCUGACGAGAGCAACUGAGUAACCGAUCGAUGUGGCGACCAGAGUAGAGAGACGGAGAAGGAGGGAGUGGAAAGGGAGCGGAGGGAGUCGUUUGCAAACAAAUAUCAACAACAUAACAAUUUGUAUUCUUUCAAUUUUGCAAGCAACGGCAGGAGAAGCAGGAAGAAGAAUAUCUAGAGAGAAAGAAGAAGAAACACAUUACGAAACGAAAAACAAUUAACAGGUUUAAGUGAAAAGUGCGUACAUUGUAAGCGAAGAUAUCCUAAACCCACACUCACACACAAACACACACGAGAAAUUCAACAGGGCGACGUUUCAAUUAGUAAAGUGAAUGAAAACGUAAA
Scaptodrosophila lebanonensis is the source of this 5493-nucleotide messenger RNA. It is a transcript of the gene msn, whose product is annotated as traf2 and NCK-interacting protein kinase. Gene Ontology annotation, biological process: protein phosphorylation. The record is from RefSeq and is a predicted model, not a curated record. NCBI's taxonomy places the organism in Eukaryota, Metazoa, Arthropoda, Insecta, Diptera, Drosophilidae. Gene Ontology annotation, molecular function: ATP binding; MAP kinase kinase kinase kinase activity. The transcript is spliced from 19 exons. The coding region runs from base 437 to 4993 and encodes 1518 amino acids.